Messenger RNA from Zerene cesonia (dogface butterfly), 1684 nucleotides. RefSeq names its product speckle-type POZ protein-like. The transcript has a single exon. The record is from RefSeq and is a predicted model, not a curated record. Gene Ontology annotation, biological process: proteasome-mediated ubiquitin-dependent protein catabolic process; regulation of proteolysis. Lineage: Eukaryota; Metazoa; Arthropoda; Insecta; Lepidoptera; Pieridae. Gene Ontology annotation, cellular component: nucleus; cytoplasm. Gene Ontology annotation, molecular function: ubiquitin protein ligase binding. Bases 166 to 1188 code for a protein of 340 amino acids.
UUCAAUUUUCGGCUUUGAUGUGCGUUUUGUUUAAUUAUAGACUGUUAGUAAAUAUAAAGUACUAAAAAAGCUACCACCAGAACUACUAUGUGUAUGUAAAUUUGCUGAAUAUCUUAAAAAGCGCUGUAUGUAGAAGGAAUUAAAGUUAUCUUUGGUAUAAUAAAAAUGUCGAAUGUUAAUUAUACAACUCGAACGGAAGGUCAAACAAAAAUAAAUACCAUUAUUUGGACAAUACCUAUUUUUGAAACCUUAUUAGAAAUUAAAACGUCAAGAGAAUUUCGGACAGAAAAUCCAAAAGAUAAAGCUGCUGAUUUGACAAAUUCGAGAUUUCAAUUGAAAAUGCAAUUUCUCGGGAGAUUCAAUGAUAUAAUCGAGAUAUAUUACUUAUCCCCCAUACCAGUUUUUCUCAAAUCAAUACUUACCAUAUGCUUGAAGAGAUUUGAAGAAAGAUCAAUUGUCAUUAAAGAAUACCAUACCGUACAAGCCAAUAAAUGGCAAUACCUAGCCACACUACAUAAACGCGAUAUUGUUAGCUAUGAUGGUCGUGAUACAUUUCUCCUGAGUGAUGGCAGUCUACGCCUCAAAUUUCAGUUUAUGGUUACAAAUGAUAUAAAAGUUGACCGAGCAAAUGUACCAGAAGCCCAGCUAAGUGAUGACUUUGAAAGCCUUUUGAACAAUGGCAUAUUUUCUGAUGUUGUUAUAAAGUCUGCAGAAGGCAAUGAAUUCAAAGUACACAAAGCUGUAUUGGCUAGUCGUAGUUUGGUCUUAAAAGCUCACUUUGAACAUAAUACAACUGAAUGUAUAACAAACACUCUGGAAUCCCCACUGGAAUCCGAGGUAUUAAGAGAAGUGUUGACAUUUAUUUACAGUGAUAGAGCUCCAAGAGUUGAUGAGAUACCUGAAAAGCUAUUGGCUGCUGCAGAUUAUUAUCAGCUAAGCCGACUUAAGAGUUUAUGUGAAGAGGCUUUACACAAGAAAUUAACAGUGGAGAAUGCUAUUGAAACUUUACAGUUAGCGGACUUGCAUUCAGCAAAAACUUUGAAGCAGCUGACUUUAGAAUUCAUAAAGGAUGGUCAAGCAAAACUUAUUACAAAGACUGAGGGUUGGGCAAGAGUGAAAUCGGUAGAGCUGAUUAAAAGUAUUUAUGAGCAUAUAAUGACAGAUGAUGUAGAUGCUGACAUAAAGUAGUAAGUAAAUAAGAUUAUAGCUGUGGGGUAGCCAUAUAUAUCUAACUGUAGAUAAUAGUAGGAAAUUGGAUGAGUUAAGAGUAUAAAAGUAGUUUUCAAUUAUUAAGGUUUCUAUCUGGUGCCACUAUUCAACUAAAUUAGUGAAAUUAGUGCGUAUAUAAUAAAAUAGGUUAUAUAACUAUUAAAAAACCAUUUGCAUUCCCAUUUAGUUCUCCAGUCUCCUGCUUUAGAUAACUAAAUCUGUAUUUAAAGAAAUGGUCAUGAAUAAUUCUGAAUCUAUAUGUUAUUCAUAAGAUUACAAUAAACUGUACAAAAAUUUACAUCACUUAGUAGUUCAUAAUAGAAUGUAACUAUUGAAUUCAAAUUUCAAGGCAUAAAAUAUAUAUUUUUAAUGCAAGUGAAUUUGUCUAUGAUAUAAGUCCCAAUUUGAAUUUGUUCCUGUUACAUUCCACUUUCAAAUUGUAUAAAUUGCCAUCAGAAACUACUGUUAUAUAAAA